CGCCCUCGCUCCGCCGUCCCGUAGUCUCCGCGGACAGCCAAGAUGGCGCUGGCGGCUGCGGGUCGCGUUCUGCUGCACGCGGGGUCCCGCCUGGGGCGCAGGGAGGCCGUGGACGGCGCGCGGCGCUUCGCUAACAAGCAGGUGCUGGUGGAGACGGAGGACGCGGCGGGGGUUGCGGUGAUGAAAUUCAAGAACCCUCCAGUGAAUUCCCUCAGUUUGGAGUUUCUGACAGAGUUCGUCAUCAGUCUGGAGAAGCUGGAGAAUGACAAGUCCUUCCGUGGGGUCAUCCUCACCUCGGACCGCCCAGGCGUCUUCUCAGCAGGCCUGGACUUGAUGGAGCUAUAUGGCCGGAACCCAGCGCACUACGCUGAGUACUGGAGGGCUGUGCAGGAGAUAUGGCUGAGACUCUACUUGUCCAACCUGAUUUUAGUGUCUGCCAUCAACGGAGCCUCUCCAGCUGGUGGCUGCCUCCUGGCUCUUACCUGUGACUACAGGGUUAUAGCUGACAACGCCAAGUACAUCAUAGGAUUGAACGAGACCUUGCUGGGCAUUGUUGCCCCCUUCUGGUUAAAAGACGCCUUUGUGAACGCCAUCGGACACCGAGCAGCAGAGCGCGCCCUUCAGCUGGGGAUGCUCUUCCCACCAGCGGAGGCCCUCAAGCUGGGUGUGGUGGACGAGGUGGUGCCUGAGGACCAGGUACACAGCAGGGCUCGCUCAGUGAUGGCCCAGUGGCUGGCCAUUCCAGACCAUUCCCGGCAGCUGACCAAGAGCAUGAUGCGGAAGGCCACCGCAGACCACCUCAUCAAGCAGCGCGAGGCCGACAUCCAGAACUUCGUCAACUUCAUCUCCCGAGACUCCAUCCAGAAGUCUCUGCACAUGUACUUGGAAAAGCUCAAGCAAAAGAGGAGCUAAAGCAAG
Molecule: messenger RNA, 918 nt
Organism: Acomys russatus (golden spiny mouse)
Lineage: Eukaryota; Metazoa; Chordata; Mammalia; Rodentia; Muridae
Gene: Eci1
Product: enoyl-CoA delta isomerase 1
Exons: 7
Coding region: 43-912 (289 amino acids)
Biological process (GO): fatty acid beta-oxidation
Cellular component (GO): mitochondrion
Molecular function (GO): enoyl-CoA hydratase activity
Source: RefSeq, a predicted model, not a curated record